AUGACUGAAAUGAGGAAAUCAAACAGCAUUUCUUAUUUACCAGUCCAUCAAAUGCCAACUCAAUAUCGUGAACCUUAUAUUUUAACUGGUUAUCGUGAACCAUGCUCUACUUGCAAGAGCUGCUUAAGAUCGUUAAUUCGAGCUAGCAACGAAACUUUAAAUGUUUGGACGCAUUUCCUACCAAUUAUUUACUUUUUGAAUAGAGCCAUUCAAUUCUAUUCAAAUAAUGAUAGCGGCUGUUUCGAAUUUCAAUAUUAUCCUUUCAUGCCAAAUUACAUUGGCAUUAUAUUCUAUCAUUUGGCCAGCAGUAUUGCACACUUGUUUUGUUCAAUGUCCAUAAAAUAUCGUCAUACAUGUUUCUACAUCGACUAUUCUGGUAUUUGUAUUUAUGCUAUGGGUGCUGGAAUUACUUACUAUAAUCUAUACGUAUUACCAAACGCGCCGACCAAUAAUUACCCAUUGUCACAAAUUGCCUUCACGAUAUUAUCAUUUGGUGUAUCUUUAAGUGUUUGUUUAGUAUCGUGUAUUUCAAGACAUUAUUGGAGGUCAACAGGAGCGGUCAUAAGAACAGGAGCUUUUGCAAUUAACUUAAUAUUCAAUACAAGUCCAAGCUUGUGGCUCUUUUGGCAAAAUCAAUUGCCUUCAGCAACUCAUCUUGUUCGCCAAUGGUCGUGGUAUGUAGCAGCAAUUACCGCUUAUGUUUUCAAAAUUCCUGAGAAAUUUGCUCCUGGAAAAUUUGAUGUCAUUGGUCAUAGCCAUCAAUGGUUUCAUGUAUUUUUAAGUUUAGGAACUGUGGAGCAAAUAAAUUCUUUGGAAUUUGAUGUAAAUGCAUGUAGGCCAAAGUACAUGCCGUCUGAUGCGCCAAGUUUCUUUAUAACCAUUGGAUCAAUGAUGCUUGCAAUUCUUUUGAAUGCAUUGAUAGUUAGUAUUUGUAGCUACAAACUAGCUAGGCAUGCCAAAAUGGAUUAA
Molecule: messenger RNA, 969 nt
Organism: Trichoplax adhaerens
Lineage: Eukaryota; Metazoa; Placozoa; Uniplacotomia; Trichoplacea; Trichoplacidae
Exons: 2
Coding region: 1-969 (322 amino acids)
Cellular component (GO): membrane
Molecular function (GO): signaling receptor activity
Source: RefSeq, a predicted model, not a curated record